AUGAAGCCUCUAAAGCCAACCGAGACAAUUUACAAGAGCCAAGGGACAUGGACCGACGCAUUGACAGUGUGCAAAAACGCCGGAAUUGGAUAUUCCACCAACCAGAUCUACCGCGAGGACGGCAACCCCCAGGAGGACCACCCGUAUGAAGACUGCAGCUGCCACUACGAGUUCAACAACGGCACCUGCUGGUACGCGGUCUUCGACGGGCACGAGGGCCAGAAAGCCCCGCAUUUCUCGUCGCAGCUGACCGCCGAAAUCUACUUCUCUCAACUGACCGAGAAGAAGACUGACGAUGAAGUGAGGGAGAUCCUGAGACAGGCGUUCAUUUCGGUCGAAACGGGGUAUAUGCAGUCGAUUGGCGACCUGCUGGCUGACAGAUUAAGGCUGCAGGAUGACUUACCCGAAGGCUCGAACUCGUACGAGGCCUAUCAGAAGGCGCCCCAUGUCGUUGAGAGUAUUAAACGGAUCAAUUGUGAGCUGUCGUCAGGGGCCGCCGCUGCCGUCGCUUUGAUUCACAACAAUAAGUUAUAUGUGGCUAAUGUCGGAAAUUGUCGCGUAUUGUUAUGCAAAACUGAUGCAAAUUCGGUGUUGAAAGUCGUCCAGUUGAGUGUCGACCACGAUUUGAAGAACGAGGACGAGUUGCUGAGGCUGGCGCAGAUUGGGAUCAAUCGGGAGUAUUUGAGGAAUUGCACAUAUUUGGGCAAUCAGGAAAACACCCGUUGUUUGGGCAAUUACCUGGUAAAAGGGGGCUACAAGGAGUUCGAAGACUUGAGUAAAGCCACACAAGAGCCGGUUACCGCCGAACCCGACAUCCACGGCGGCAUUGUCCUCGACGACUCUUGCAGAUUCCUCCUCCUAAUGACCGCAGAACUGUACAAAUGCAUAGAGGAGGCAACAGGGACCGAUCAAGUCAAUAAAUACAUCGCCCAAUGUGUCGUUGAACAAUUCCGCGAACAAGCAACCCUGACUGGGGUGGCCCAGGCCGUCGUCGACAAGGCAGUGAGGCUCCACCACGACUGGUACAUGUCGAACUCCAACUCGGACAAAUCCUGCAGUGCCCAGCGAGAGGACAUAACCCUGGUUUUGCGCAACUUCAACUACCCCAUGCCUCGCGCCAUCAAAACGCCCACAACGCCCUCUUCAAACUCGUUCCCCACUCAGAACACGCUCAUCGAAACAGCCCCCUCGCCUGACAGUACAAUCCGCAGCAGCGACACUACAAGUACCUCCACAAACCGCACGAUAAAAAUCGAAGAAAUCGGCUCCGAUAACAAAGUCAAGCCCUAUGUCGACUUCUCGGUGUUUUACCGCAAUGCUGAAGCGGCCAAAGCCAACGGAACGCUCCCCGAGUGGUGGGACGCCUAACAAGCAUCAGUGUUGUGAUUUUUAUUAACUUUUAACAUUGUACAAAUUGCUGAUUUUAAUAAAAAUUUAUUAUGGUUUAUA
Tribolium castaneum (red flour beetle) is the source of this 1449-nucleotide messenger RNA. RefSeq names its product TGF-beta-activated kinase 1 and MAP3K7-binding protein 1. Bases 1 to 1368 code for a protein of 455 amino acids. The record is from RefSeq and is a predicted model, not a curated record. The transcript has 2 exons. Gene Ontology annotation, molecular function: protein serine/threonine phosphatase activity. Gene Ontology annotation, biological process: protein dephosphorylation. NCBI's taxonomy places the organism in Eukaryota, Metazoa, Arthropoda, Insecta, Coleoptera, Tenebrionidae.